Messenger RNA from Leishmania braziliensis MHOM/BR/75/M2904, 1323 nucleotides. RefSeq names its product dehydrogenase-like protein. The record is from RefSeq and is a predicted model, not a curated record. NCBI's taxonomy places the organism in Eukaryota, Euglenozoa, Kinetoplastea, Trypanosomatida, Trypanosomatidae. The transcript has a single exon. The coding region runs from base 1 to 1323 and encodes 440 amino acids.
AUGUGCUCACCACCAUCUCUCACGGUACGUCUCGCUCUCCCCACAAACGGUUGCAUUGUCCAGCUUAUAAGCUUGAGAAAGAUGAUCCACCUGGGCAACUGCUACAUCCCGUGGUUGGUGUUCACGCUCGCGGAGCUGCGCGCUGUCCUUUGUCAAAUCGCCUUCCUUGUCGCAGGGAGCGCCAUACUGGAUCCACUUUGCCGCCGCGGCGUUGCUGGGGGCGCCUUGUUGGCCUGCUAUACCGUUGUUAUGUUCUUCUUCCAGCGGCGCCUCGCCUCCGGCUUUUCGGUGCGCUUCUCUUCCCUGCGCGCGUGGCGGUCGUCGCCGAAGAACUUCAGAAAGACGUCGGCGUUCCUAAAGGCGCUGAAGGCAAAGAAAACAUCCGCCGCCAGUGUCUCCGUGGCAGGCUUCGGCGCACACCCGGUUGCCGUGAUAACGGGAGGAGAACGUGGAAUCGGCGAAGAGGUUGUGGACCAGCUUCUGCGCGAGGGCUUGGACGUCAUUCUCUGUUGUCCAUUCGAGGCGGCAGCGCUGCGCACCAUCGCGAAGCUGGAGGCUCGCACCCCAAACUCGUUGCUACGCUUUCUUAAGCUGAACCUCAACGAUGAGGAAUGUGUGCGCCAGAGCGCCGCGGCAGUGCUGGAAAUGACGCCACGGAUCGAUGUGCUCAUCAAUAACGCCGGAUUGGCCAACCCGCUGUCGUACAAGAUGAACAAGCGUGGUUACGAAGUGGUGCUGUCGAUCAACUUCCUCGGCCACGCUCUCUUCACGGAACUCCUACUGGAGCGGGUGAUGGCCAGUGCCCCCUCUCGCAUUGUUAACGUAGCAUCGCUCAUGCACCUCAACGCGUGUAUGCCAGGCUCAUGCAAGACCGCGCUCGACGCCAUGACCGCCAACUGCGAUCCUGCGUCACCCCAUCACACGCACAACUACAGCCUUUCCAAGUUGCUUCUUGUGUGCUACACUCGCGAUUUGGCGAGGCGUCUCCGCGGGACGGACACCGUUGCGGCAGUGGUACACCCGGGUGUGGUGCUCACGGACAUCUACGCGUUUGCCGCCGUCUUUAUGAAAGUUUUUUUGCGAACGGUGUUCAAGUUUCCAGGUGAGGGCGCCGAGGUGGUGCUCUACUGCACCUUGGCGGACGGCAUUCGCAGCGGCUCGUUCUACGCGGACUGCACUGAGUACGACGGUCUGCUCUCUCCGCUCGCUCUCGAUGAUGCGCACAACGAGCGCCUCCGACGCGUCUUGCUGCGCUACUUCGCACUGGACACCUCAAAACCGACAGGCAAGUUGCUGCCAGAGGUCGUGGAGUCAAUGCUGUGA